AUGUAUGAUACUACGCCGCUUUAUCACGCAGUAACUUUUAAAAGUAAACACGCAGUAAACACUCUGUUGAAAGCUGGCGCUUGGUUGACAAUCGGUUCCUGUUACCAAACGGAGUUGCACGAGGCUGCCGCUAAUGGCUCAUUAGACAUACUGGAAACGUUUUUCAACGACCCGAGAAUAACGGUCGAGGAUAUCAAUAAAACCGACGCCUACAGGCGAACGCCCCUACACAGAGCCGCCUUGGGAGGCCAUAAGGAUUGCAUAAAGGCGCUUCUCAACCGCGGAGGUAGCCUAAUAGGAUCUACCAGACUCAGUAAGGAAACCGUCAUGGAUGUUAUUUUUGCACAUAUUCCACGACCCGCUGAUUUCAUUAAGGAAAUCUUUGACUCUAAAAUAACGAAGACUCCCAUACCUCGUCAAGAGGGCAACAGCAUCAAAGUAACUCUAGAUUUCAGUGUCUUGGCACCACACGGCAACGAGAGACAGAUGGACGUUUUGUGGAGUAUGUUUUCAGCCGCUACUGAAAAAGAGAAGGUUACGCUACUGCAACACCCUCUAAUCGAAUCGUUUCUUCAUCUGAAAUGGGCGAAAAUUCGACCAUUUUUCUACCUGCUGAUCGCAACUUACACGCUUUUCGUAUUGUGUUUAUCAGCUUAUGUCGUAUUGGGAAUACACAACGUCGGAAAAUUUCCGAUACUCACUUCCGUUUUUCGCAUGUUAGUGUUCCUAACUGGCGGCGGUCUCUUCAUUCACGCGUUAAUACAGUUUAUUCUAUCAAUUAGAAAGCACUUCUUUAGGCAGCAUGAAUUAUGGAUGAACCUAACAAACACCGGGCUUGCUGUUGUAAUUGCCAUUUCGGGAUUUAGUGGUCACGCAGGCCUUCCGGCCACUUCGUACGAAGAUCUACCGGAAUGGACGUUACACUGUGCCAGCGUUGCAGUUCUGCUAUCUUGGUCGGAAUUAAUGCUAUUAAUUGGACGCUCGCCGUCCUACGGGUACUACGCUUUAAUGUUUGCCGCCGUUCUUCAGAAUAUAUUAAAGGUACUAUUGACGUUUGUUUGCCUCGUAAUCGGAUUUGCGUUGAGUUUUUCAAUUCAAUUUUACGGUUUCGAGGAGUUUACUAAUCCCUGGCAUUCUGUAGUGAAAACAACGGUUAUGAUGAUGGGGGAAUUCGAGUAUACGGAUUUGUUUAAAGGCAGGGAGGAAGAGCAACAGUCACGUUUACGUUUAACUUCACGGAUCGUCUUUAUGUGCUUUAUUAUCCUGGCUAGUAUAGUGCUGAUGAACUUGAUGGUAGGUGUCGCUGUCAGUGAUAUUCAGGGACUGCAGGAGGAAGGUCACGGCAGACGACUGGAAAAGCAAGCGGAGUUUAUAAGGCAAUUCGAGAAAGUCAUUUCGGUCAAAGUAGUAGAUUCGAAAUGGUUCCCGAAUAUUAUAAGGCGCUAUUUGAGGAGAAGGGGAUGCAUUCAUUUACAGUUAAUGAUUCAGCCUGAACUUACGGGUUACCGUUCUUUCGACGAAAAAUCCACAAGAAAGCUCCCUUUGGAGUUAGUUGAAUCGAUUGUUAGUAUGGCGACGAAUAAGGACGAGAACGCCGAUGUAUUUCGAAAUGUGAGACUGGAGGAAAUAGUGGAGGCCCUAAAAGCAGUUUUGUGUAAUAAUAAUAACCCAGAGAGAAGGAUAACCAGAUAACUGACGUAAUAAUAAUCCCGACAGUUUUACGUGCGAGUAUAUAAUGUGGAGAGAUGCAGUAAAACGUAUAUCCAGACUGGUGGCGGCAUCAUUUUUAGAGAAGGGAUCAAUUACUCGCACUGUCUUAUAAAAAUUUAACAGUUAUGACCAGUACGGCGUAUAGUUGCAGGCGAAAUUUGUAAGUGCAUUGUUACGAUGUAAUGAAAAUUAUGCAAACCUGGUCCGGUAAAGUUAUAGUUACACUAUUCUCCAGGCUUGUAUCACACCUUGCUUCCGUAACACGAUCGAGUACCGCACAUUUGUUAGCUCUCAUGUUAAAUUAGUUUAGUUGAUAUUAUAGAAUUUUUUAGUAUGUAAAUAAUUUAUUUGUAGCUCGA
Molecule: messenger RNA, 2069 nt
Organism: Photinus pyralis (common eastern firefly)
Lineage: Eukaryota; Metazoa; Arthropoda; Insecta; Coleoptera; Lampyridae
Product: transient receptor potential channel pyrexia-like
Exons: 8
Coding region: 1-1692 (563 amino acids)
Biological process (GO): monoatomic ion transport; transmembrane transport
Cellular component (GO): membrane
Molecular function (GO): monoatomic ion channel activity; protein binding
Source: RefSeq, a predicted model, not a curated record